Malassezia vespertilionis is the source of this 1656-nucleotide messenger RNA. RefSeq names its product histidine--tRNA ligase (gene HTS1). Gene Ontology annotation, cellular component: cytoplasm; mitochondrion. The coding region runs from base 1 to 1656 and encodes 551 amino acids. Gene Ontology annotation, biological process: mitochondrial translation; histidyl-tRNA aminoacylation. The transcript has a single exon. Lineage: Eukaryota; Fungi; Basidiomycota; Malasseziomycetes; Malasseziales; Malasseziaceae. Gene Ontology annotation, molecular function: histidine-tRNA ligase activity; ATP binding. The record is from RefSeq and is a predicted model, not a curated record.
AUGUCACAGAGUGUAGGUGCGGAUGCGGUCGCAGCGCAGCGCGCACUCCUUGAAAAGCAGCUCGACACGCUCCGAACCCUCAAUGCAAAACAAGCGCCGACGGCUGCCGUCCAGUCCGAGGCCGCGCUCCUCCAAAACAUUGUCACGCAGCUUGCAGAGAUGAAUGUGUCCAAGAGUGCCAAGAAGGGUGGGGGCAAGAUCACGCUUAAAACGCCCAAAGGGACGCGCGAUUGGGACCCAUUGUCCAUGGCGCUCCGCAGGCACGUUUUUUCUACCAUCGAGCGCGUCUUCAACACGCACGGCGCAGUCACCAUUGAUACGCCCGUGUUUGAGCUGAAGGAGAUUUUGUCGGGAAAGUACGGCGAGGAUAGCAAGCUGAUCUACGAUCUGCAGGACCAGGGCGGCGAGCUUUGCUCUUUGCGCUACGACUUGACCGUCCCUUUUGCGCGCUUUGUCGCGAUGAAUCCCACAGAGUAUGGCAGCAUGAAACGCUACCACAUUGCAAAAGUAUAUCGGCGCGACCAGCCGGCCAUGAGCAAGGGUCGCUUCCGUGAGUUCUACCAGUGCGAUUUCGACAUUUCUGGCACGUACGACGCCAUGAUUCCCGAUGCCGAAGUCCUCUGCGUCCUCGUGGAGGUACUCGAAGCACUUGAUGUCGGUGCAUUUACCAUCAAGGUUAACCACCGCAAGCUGCUCGACGCAGUGUUUAGCAUCUGCGGUGUCCCCGACGAAAAAAUACGCUCCAUCUCGAGCGCGGUCGACAAGCUCGACAAGAGCCCUUGGGACGAGGUGCGCCGCGAAAUGGUAGAGGACAAGGGUCUUGACGAGGCUGUUGCAGACAAGAUCGGCAUCUAUGUCCAGCUGCACGGCAACCGCGAGCUCCUCGAGAAGCUCGAGGCCGACGCGGAUCUCACGCAGAACCAGCGCGCAUCGGAAGGCUUGGCAGAUAUGCGGCUCCUGUUCGACUACUUGGAUGUAUACGGUAUCCUUGGCCGCUUCUCCUUUGACCUGAGUCUCGCACGCGGUCUGGACUACUACACGGGCCUGAUCUACGAAGCAGUCACCGCCGCCAGUGCCCCGCCGGGCUUUACGGGUGGUGACGCGCCGGUCAUGCCCAAGAAAAGCAAGAAGGGCGACGAGGAGAUCGACGAGAGCACGGUUGGUGUUGGCUCGAUCGCCGCCGGCGGGCGCUAUGACAACCUGGUCGGCAUGUUUUCGGGAUCCAAGCGACCUGACGCAGUGCCUUGCGUGGGCGUCUCGGUCGGUGUAGAGCGUGUGUUUAGCAUCCUCAUGCAGCGCAUUAAAGAUGCGCAGGCGCGGGGCGAGCGCACCGUGCGGCAAAAAGAAGUCGACGUGUAUGUGAUGAGCAUGGGCGACGGUCUUUUGCUGGAGCGCAUGCGCGUAUCAAAAAUGCUAUGGGACGCCGGCAUCAAGGCGGAAUUCAUGUACAAGAAGAAGCCCAAGAUGCAGGCGCAGUUUGCCGUUGUGGACAAGGAGCAGGUGCCGUUUGCCGUGAUGCUUGCGCCGGGCGAAUGGGCCGAGGGCAAAGUGCGUGUGAAGCUGCAACUCGGCAGGGCAGAGGAAAGCGACAAAGGCAAAGAGGUACCGCUCGCAGAGCUUUCUACCUAUUUGCGGGAAAAAAUUUCAACGCUUUAA